UACUGUGUAAAACGAACGGCCAAUAAAUAAAAAGAUAAAAUGUUAAAACGGGGAGCACACCGUAAAAACAAAAACACAUCUAGUGUCUACACAAACAUUAAAGACAACUAUGAUAUCCGGACCAGAAAAUACAUCAAACGCUACCAAAACGGCCUACAACAAAUCACCAGACUGGCGGAAUCCACGAAAUUUCUGGAGACGUGCAGAAGAAGUGGCUUAACACCAAAUUUCAUCAGCAACGCCACCAAAAAUAUCCUCUACACAAUCAACAACAACACCAGCAACAACCGAAUACCAACACAACUCUCAAACGCAGUGACGGCUUACAUCAAUAAAGUGCAACUAAAACUGGUAAACCUUAUCAUCAGAAUAAAGCAUUCACUCCGUCGACAAAUAGCAAAAGAGGUAAAUAGGCUAGAAACGCUAAUAACACAACAACUCAACAUAAAUGAUUCCACCGUAUUUUUCGAAAGUGAGAAAUUAUUAACAAAUAAACUCACAACAACAAUUAAGAAGACACAAACCAAAAAAUAUGAAAAACUAAAGCAGAAACAAAAACAGUUACUAAACAUUAGGGUGAUACCAGAAUGGUUUUGUAAUAAGACAACCAUAAAUAUACCAAUAGAUAUCCAGUGGCUUUUAUCUCUUGGUCCAAAAUAUGCCUUACCAACAGAAAAUAAAAACUUUCCACUAUUUCAAUUUAUAGCAGACGGAGAAAACUGUAUACAAACAAUUACGGACAAAGAAAAACAAGAGAUUGAAAGAAAUAACUUGACGACGCUAAUACGCGACCACCUUAACAUAAUAACACACUACGACAAAUCUACAGCAAUACAAAGGACAAGAUUCCGAAAUUUGAGAAAUCCAACGUAGUAUAUAAAAUUCCAUGCAAUGGCGACGGGUCCCACGUAUGUAAUAAGGUAUAUGUGGGGACAACUAAAUCAAAGUUAAAGACAAGGAUUUCCGCUCAUAAGUCAAAUAUUAAAUUAAGGAACAACUCCUCGGACAACAAGACGGCCUUGUCAUAUCAUUGUAAGAAUACGGGACAUUAUCCAAACUUUGACAACGUAGCAAUUUUAGAAAAGGAAAAA
This is a messenger RNA of Rhagoletis pomonella (apple maggot), 1091 nucleotides long. RefSeq lists its product as uncharacterized. NCBI's taxonomy places the organism in Eukaryota, Metazoa, Arthropoda, Insecta, Diptera, Tephritidae. The transcript is spliced from 2 exons. The record is from RefSeq and is a predicted model, not a curated record. The coding region runs from base 40 to 873 and encodes 277 amino acids.